AUGCACUCCCAUCAUUCCCACUCGGGGGAGUUUUGCAAGCAUGCCAAGUCGACGCUGGACGAGGUCGUAGCAUGUGCUGCUGAGCUAGGGUUUACCCACUUUCACUUGUCGGAACAUUCUCCUCGCGCCCUUCCGGAGCAGCUGUACCCUGAAGAAGUCGAGGCUGGCCUCACGCCGGAAGGGCUCAACGACCAGUUCCAAGCGUACUUGAAAAAGGCGCGCGCACUGCAGAAACAGUAUGCGGAUGCUCCAAAGCCCAUGCACAUCCUAGUAGGGUGCGAGACGGAAAACAUCGUGUCGCCCCAGAGUGUCGACUAUCUGUACCAAGUCUUGUCCGCUGAGGGCGAGUCCGAGUCGCCGCUGCCUCCCCCUGCUGUCGGUCUGGGCAUUGUGGAAUACAUGGUCGGGUCUGUGCACCAUGCCCACGGCAUUCCGAUCGAUUUCGACGUACCGACAUUUGAACGUGCCCUUGCGCACAGCACGAGCGCGAGCGCGCCCACGAACGACCCCGCGGCGUAUUCUGCGCUCCUGUCCAACUACCUGGACGCGCAACUCGAGGUCAUGGGCCGCCUGCGCCCCGAAGUCAUUGGGCACUUUGACUUGUACCGCCUCUUUACCCCCAAAGCCCCCUGGCUCCCCUCGGCGACCACGCCCAGCGGUGCUGCGCUCUAUUCUAAGCUAGAGCGCAAUAUUCGGUUUGCUGCGAGCUAUGGGGCGCUGUUUGAGGCAAACUCGGCGGCGUUCCGCAAAGGAUGGGACGGCGAGACCUAUCCUGGCAAAGAGAUCCUGCGCAUGAUCCGCGCCGCGCACGGCCGCAUCGCCCUCUCGGACGACUCGCACGGUGUCCAGCAAAUUGCGCUGAAUUAUGCACGCCUACGUGACUAUCUCAUCGCAGAAGGCGUCGAGGAAAUUUGGUACUUGGAACGCGACAGCACGCCUUCCGAGCCCCGCGCGCUCUGGGACGCGUUCCACGACGCUGAAAACGCGCGCAAGGUGCGCGAAGCCAACCCUACCCCCGAUGCCCCCUGUACCUUUGCCCGCGGCACGCGCGCGGUGCGUCUCGACGCAUCCUGGCGCGACGCGCCCUUCUGGCGAGCGCUGCCUGCGGCGCGCUCCACAUAG
Malassezia japonica is the source of this 1122-nucleotide messenger RNA. Its product is annotated as histidinol-phosphatase. Lineage: Eukaryota; Fungi; Basidiomycota; Malasseziomycetes; Malasseziales; Malasseziaceae. The transcript has a single exon. The coding region runs from base 1 to 1122 and encodes 373 amino acids. Gene Ontology annotation, molecular function: histidinol-phosphatase activity. Gene Ontology annotation, cellular component: cytoplasm. Gene Ontology annotation, biological process: L-histidine biosynthetic process. The record is from RefSeq and is a predicted model, not a curated record.